UGCAAAAACAUUUUAAAAUCAAAUAUAAAAAAAGAAAAAGAUUGCGGAACAGUGAAAGGGGUGUAUUAAGGUGUGGUGUUCUCACUGAGACUGAUGAUAGGAAUAAUGGGACUGAGUGCGAUUUCGGAUUGAAGAAGAAGCCAUUGCUUGUUAAAGUUUCAACAUUUUUUUGCUGUUUUUGGUCCUAUAAUUUUAGCGGGAAACUUGUUCUAACGACCCUUUCAACGAAAAAGACUUUAAGCUCUCAAAUGCCUACAAUAUCAAUUUAACUUGUACAAACGCCUCCUCUAUUAUCAGUUGAGGAAGUAUGGACUUCCCGUCCACCCAGUUUGUGCCUUCCAGAACCAUGGGUACCUAUGAACCUAUCCACCAGAUUGGGAUGUGGGGAGAAAAUUUAAAGGGUAUUGGCAGUCCAAAUAUAUCUCCAUCAGUGAUUGUCGAUGUGGCUAAUAAACUAGAAAACGAGUCAGAGACUACUUCACAUGAAUUGCUGGCACCUUCUAGCAAGUAUGACCAAGAAGCAAGUAAACCUUUUGAUAAGAUACAAAGACGUCUUGCGCAAAACCGUGAGGCCGCUCGUAAAAGUCGUUUGCGGAAAAAGGCAUAUGUUCAACAAUUAGAAAAUAGUCGCUUAAAGUUGAUUCAAUUGGAGCAAGAGCUUCAACGAGCAAGGCAACAGCAGGGUCUUUCUGCUGGUGGUGCAAUAGAAGUUGGUCAUCUUGGAAUUUCUGGUGCAGUAAACUCAGGGAUUGCUGCAUUCGAGAUGGGAUACGAACGUUGGAUGGAAGAACAAAAUAAACAAAUAUGUGACCUCAGAAUUGCUUUGGAUGCCCAGAUAAGUGAUAUAGAGCUUCACAUACUUGUGGAAAGCGGCAUGAGCCACUAUUUGGAACUGUUCCGCAUGAAAUCAAGCGUUGCGAAGGCUGAUGUUUUCUAUGUGAUGUCUGGUACGUGGAAAACAACAGCAGAGCGAUUUUUCUCAUGGAUUGGAGGGUUUCGGCCUUCUGAACUUCUUAAGGUGCUAGUGCCUCAAAUAGACCCCUUGACAGACCACCAAAUUUUGGAAGUUUGUAAUUUGAAACAAUCAUGUCAGCAAGCUGAAGACGCCCUUUCGCAAGGCAUGGAGAAACUCCAGGAAACUGUGUCUGCAACUUUAGCAUCGGGUCAAAUGGGUCAAGGUACUUACCUUCCUCAGGUGGCUAUGGCAAUGGAGAAGUUAGAAGCUCUUGUCAACUUUGUGAACCAGGCCGACCACCUACGUAAAGAAACACUACAGCAGAUGUCUUCCAUCCUAACUACUCGACAAGCAGCUAGAGGCUUACUUGCUUUGGGAGAAUACAUCCAACGUCUUCAAGCUUUGAGUACAGUUUGGGCUAAUCGUUCUCAUGAACCGGCCUAGCCUUACGGUAGAAAACAUUAGAUGAUCACUGCAAGAACUGUUCUUCUGGCAAACAGAGACGGCGUUUGGUAAAUGCCAUUAUAAAGAUAAGUAACAUCAAUUUAUGCAGCCCACAAUUUUUUUGAAGCAGUUUAUGUUAAUUUUACAUGGGUAAGAUUGAGAUCAAAACGAUUUUUAGUAUGCUAUGUUGUACAUUACAUAUAAUCUUGAAGGUGUGUAUAUACAUACAGAUAUAUAUAUAUAUAUAUAUAGGUUCAACAUUUGAGU
This is a messenger RNA of Hibiscus syriacus, 1666 nucleotides long. Its product is annotated as transcription factor TGA1-like. Bases 308 to 1399 code for a protein of 363 amino acids. Gene Ontology annotation, molecular function: DNA-binding transcription factor activity; sequence-specific DNA binding. NCBI's taxonomy places the organism in Eukaryota, Viridiplantae, Streptophyta, Magnoliopsida, Malvales, Malvaceae. The transcript has 9 exons. The record is from RefSeq and is a predicted model, not a curated record. Gene Ontology annotation, biological process: DNA-templated transcription; regulation of DNA-templated transcription.